AAAUGAUCCGAGAGCUGGAGAGCCAAGGGGUGGUCAGCAAGACCCACUCACCCUUCAACAGCCCCAUCUGGCCUGUGCGUAAAUCUGAGGGAGAAUGGAGAUUGACGGUGGACUACCGUGCAUUGAAUGAAGUGACUCCACCACUGAGCGCUGCUGUGCCAGACAUGCUGGAACUCCAGUAUGAGCUAGAGUCCAAGGCAGCGAAGUGGUAUGCCACCAUUGACAUUGCCAAUGCAUUUUUCUCCAUUCCUCUGGCAGCAGAUUGCAGGCCGCAGUUUGCUUUCACCUGGAGGGGAGUGCAGUAUACCUGGAACCGAUUGCCCCAGGGGUGGAAGCACAGCCCCACCAUCUGCCAUGGACUGAUCCAGAGUGUACUAGAAAAGGGUGAGGCUCCAGAACAUCUGCAAUACAUUGAUGACAUCAUUGUAUGGGGGAAGACGGCAGCAGAAGUGUUUGAGAAAGGAAGGGAAAUUAUCCAGAUUCUCCUGAAAGCCGGCUUCGCCAUCAAAAAGAGCAAAGUCAAGGGACCUGCUCAAGAGAUCCAGUUUCUGGGAGUGAAGUGGCAAGAUGGACGGCGUCAGAUUCCCACUGAUGUCAUCAACAAGAUCACAGCAAUGUCUCCACCAUCCAGCAAGAAGGAAACACAAGCUUUCCUAGGUGCCAUAGGCUUUUGGAGAAUGCACAUUCCUGAGUACAGUCAGAUUGUGAGCCCCCUCUACCUGGUCACCCGUAAGAAGAACAAGUUCCACUGGGGCCCUGAGCAGCAACAAGCCUUCACCCAGAUCAAGCAGGAGAUCGCUCAUGCAGUUGCCCUUGGCCCAGUCAGGACAGGACCAGAGGUGAGGAAUGUGCUCUACUCUGCAGCCGGGAACCAUGGCUUGUCCUGGAGCCUUUGGCAGAAGGUGCCUGGGGAGACUCAAGGCCGACCACUUGGAUUUUGGAGUCGAAGCUACAGAGGGUCUGAAGCCAACUAUACCCCAACAGAGAAGGAAAUUUUAGCAGCCUAUGAAGGAGUCCAAGCUGCCUCAGAGGUAAUAGGCACUGAAGCACAACUCCUCCUGGCACCCCGACUACCAGUACUGGGGUGGAUGUUCAAAGCAAAGGUUCCCUCUAUGCACCAUGCCACCAGUGCCACAUGGAGCAAAUGGAUUGCUCUGAUCACACAGCGCGCCCAUAUUGGAAAACUGAAUCGCCCUGGGAUUCUGGAAAUAAUUACAAACUGGCCGGAAGGUGAAAACUUUGGUCUUGCUGAUGAAGAGGAAGAAGAAGUGACACGUGCUGAAGAAGCUCCACCAUACAAUGAACUGCCAGUGGAAGAAACUCGCUACGCUCUUUUCACUGAUGGUUCUUGUCGCAUUGUGGGAAUGAAACGAAAGUGGAAAGCAGCCGUAUGGAGCCCCACACGACAGGUUGCUCAAGCUACCGAAGGAGAAGGUGGAUCAAGCCAACUUGCAGAGCUCAAGGCCGUUCAACUGGCCCUGGACAUUGCUGAGAGAGAGAAGUGGCCAAGGCUCUACCUUUACACUGAUUCAUGCAUGGUAGCCAAUGCUCUGUGGGGAUGGCUGGAGAGGUGGAAAGAAGCUAACUGGCAACGUAGAGGAAAACCGAUUUGGGCUGCCGAUGAGUGGAAGGACAUCGCUACCAGGGUAGGGAAGCUACCUGUGAAAGUCCGCCAUGUAGAUGCCCAUGUCCCCAAGAGCAGAGCUAAUGAGGAGCACCAAAACAAUGAGCAGGUAGACCGGGCUGCAAAGAUAGAAGUGUCAAAGAUAGACCUAGAUUGGGAACACAAGGGAGAGUUAUUCCUAGCUCGGUGGGCCCACGACGCCUCAGGUCAUCAGGGUAGAGAUGCCACCUAUAAGUGGGCACGAGACCGAGGGGUGGAUCUAACCAUGGACAGUGUUUCUCAAGUUAUUCAUGACUGUGAGACGUGUGCUGCCAUCAAGCAAGCCAAGCGAGUGAAGCCCCUGUGGUAUGGUGGGCGGUGGUCCAAGUACAGGUAUGGGGAGGCCUGGCAGAUCGACUACAUCACACUGCCCCAAACACGCCAAGGCAAGCACUACGUGCUGACCAUGGUAGAAGCCACCACGGGAUGGCUGGAAACCCAUCCUGUGUCUCAUGCUACUGCCCGGAACACCAUCCUGGGUCUUGAAAAGCAAGUCCUGUGGAGACAUGGAACCCCUGAGCGGAUCGAGUCAGACAAUGGGACUCAUUUCAAGAACAGCCUUAUCAACACCUGGGCUAGGGAACAUGGCAUUGAGUGGGUGUACCAUAUUCCCUACCAUGCACCAGCUGCAGGGAGAGUGGAGAGGUACAAUGGACUGUUGAAAACAACUUUGAAAGCAUUAGGUGGGGGAUCUUUCAAAAACUGGGAGCAGCAUCUGGCAAAAGCCACCUGGCUAGUUAACACCCGAGGCUCUACUAAUCGAGUAGGCCCUGCCCAAUCUGAGCCUUUGCAUAGAGUAGAUGGAGACAAAGUCCCAGUGGUACAUGUCAGAGGUUUAUUAGGGAAGACAGUUUGGAUCAAUUCUGCCUCAAGUACAGACAAACCCAUUCGUGGGGUUGUCUUUGCUCAGGGACCAGGUUCCACAUGGUGGAUAAUGCAAAGAGAUGGAAGAACACGAUGUGUACCUCAGGGAGAUCUCAUUGUUGGGUGAGACCUACGUGUAAAUAUCACUGUUUGCUAAAUGUUACUACCAUUGUCUGUGUAUAGCUGUAUAUUGAAUGUCUGAUGUAUGUGUUUAUAGAGUUAGAAUAUAUAUAUUAGUUUUAGUAGUAAGCUGACGAUAUGGGGAUAAGGGGUGGAAUGUCCUAGGUUGACUAUAUGAUGCUUUUAUCCCCAAUCGUCUUGUUCCGUUUAUGCUGAAUAGGGAUGCUUUGUGGGACCAAGUUACACAAGGUGAAGCAAUGCUGACAAAGCUUUUGUAUCCAUUGAAGACUGCGUGUAAGGCGCUCAUGGCACAUGUGGCACCCGCAGACUGGAAAAAGAAGGAUGCUUGUGCCACUGCAGCAGCUGUGUUGACCCAUCUGUGCCGGCAUUGAGCAAAACACAAAACUCUAAUUGCUGGAGCAGUUCCGCAGCAAGUGGCGGGAGCCGGGGGAGGAGGCUUCAUGGCAGCUUAUUCCCACUGCCUGUCCUCUGGGAGUGCAGCAGCACCGGAGGGAGUUUAGGGGAGCUUCAGGGCCCCGGCACCGUAGCGGUGAGCACAUGGCACAGCCGGGGGAGAGCGGCGAGCGCCGCGCCAUCAUCACAGCGGGUCCGGCAGGACAAGCACGGCUCUCCGCAUGUGGGAAGUGUGAAAAGUGCAUAAUGUAUGGCUCUACGCAGAUAUUUACUAUAUGUAUUUUGCUGUAUUAACAUUUUAUUAAUUUGAUAAAUGUAAUCGUGUAGUCAAAAAGGUAACUUUUGUAGUUGAAAUAGAAUCUAUGUUAUGUAGGAUUUUUUUUUAGGACUUGCAGCGAGAUAGCAGCCACAGGACACCUAAAUCUUUCAGAGAAAAGGGAAUUUAUUGCCCUCUUAUCAGAAGAAACUAACUUCUUCCCCCCCUCGAAGGUGCUGGUGGGAUUAAGAGGAAGAAGUUGACGAUGACCAGACUGAAUCCUUUGUUUGAAUGGAAUUUAUGCAUCAUGUAUGAAGUGUAUGAAUAUGCAACAGGCUGUUGCUUUUAAGAGUUAAUCCUUUGUUAACAAGGGUCCUUUUUUCGGGCUUGUGCUGCCCAGAAAAAGGUACCCGGACGUCCGUAACUCUUUGUUUUUAUUGCCUCAUAUUGUCUUAAUUCAAAUUGUCCAAAUUAUCAUUACUCGAAUUGUAUUACUACUUUUAUAACCAUUUUAUUACUAUUAAACUUUUAAAAUCUUAAAAAAAACCAAGUGAUUGGUGUUUUUCACAGGAAGUGAGGAGGAGAACCAGGGGGCCUGGUGGCACCUACAGGGGCAGCGCCGGUAGGAGCAGCUCCCCGUCCAUGCUCACCGCGCGCUGCAGGAUGUGCUCAGGGAGGCUCGGACACCAUUUUGUGCCCUGGCGGAACCCUGCAAGCUGCCCCAGAGCGACUGUCCGACCUGUGCCGCUCCCGCUACAGCCAGGGGCUCCCAUCUCCUGUGGACUCUUGUGAGCUGAUACUGUGCUGGAGAAAGGACCUGGGUGGAUGGGUGGCCCCUUCCUUGGAGGGGGCUGCAGCAUUUGUGCCAGCUUGUGUGGGGGUGGCUGCAAGCUGGGAAUGUCGUUCCUGCAGCUGGUCUGUGGAACUCUCCUUUAUUUGUUAUUCAGAUGGCAAUUGCUGCACAAUCCUGGGGGGAUUGGUGAUAUUACUGUGCCUAUGGGGGCCUUACAGUCAGGGCUACUGUCUCCUGCAACGUUGCCACUAUCCUGGACCCUCACUGUUAAGAUUUUUUUUUUUACCAUACCACCUUGCAAGUCCCUGCAUUGGUCUGGUUGUUUUUUGUGAUAGAUGCUCCUGUAAUAAUUCUAAAUUGUAAGCUAUCCUUUCAAGCUGAAAUUAUACAAAACCAAUAAUUCUUUUAUGUUUUCAGUUCUUGUCUGUAGACAGAAACAGUCCCUUGUAAUUUUAGGUUGUUUCCCAAGGUUCUGUCUGUUUAAUCACUGUCUCCAUUUACGGGAAGGAGAUGUGUGUUGUUACCAGUUAUUGGGUGUCUUGAUCUGUUCCCUUGUUCUUGAGAAAGAUAAGCUCUUGUGAAAUCAUGUUUGUAACCCAUAUGUUUUUUCAAAGUACCCUUUUAAUCAUUGAGACUGAGUAGCAGAAAUUUUGUCCCACUUGAAGAAACUGGAAGAACGUCUCCCACCUUGCUGCUUCCCCGAUGUGGAAAAGGUUACCACUGGAAUGAAAGAUGGUAACCCUCUCACCCGGCAGCAACUUCUGACUUAGGGCUUGUUAUCUUUUGAAACCACUUAGGGAGUUAAUAUAAUUGUAAUGUCCUAGGCCUGGAUUUAUAUACCUUCUUUGAAGGAAAAUGGGCAAAUUUAGGUAUUGUUAAGUUUCCUGCAGGUGAUUUAGUUGCACUUGUGAAAAAUGCAUAUUUUAUGGUUGGCUUUUUGCAAAUAUUAAAAUGAAUAUUAUAUGUGUUAUGUUAGAAAGUUAUGCUGUAUUAAUUUUCUUAAGUAGUGUGUUAAAUAUUGUUUUAGGUUAUAACAUAAUGUUAAAAUAGAAACUAUGUAUGUGGAUUAUUUUUUUAAAGAGAGGAAUGAGGUACUCACACUGAGAUAGCAGCCACAGGACACCUAAAUCUUUCCAACAAAAAGAAUUUAUUGCUCCCUUAUCAGAAGAAACUAACUUCUUCCCACCUUGCUCAGCCCUGAAGGCACCGUCAGGAUUAAGAGGAAGAAGUUGACACUGACCAGACAGAAUCCUUUGUUUGAAUGGAAUUUAUGCAUCAUGUAUGAGAUGUAUGAAUAUGCAACCGGCUAUUGCUUUUAAGGGUUAAUCCUCUGUUAAUGUGUGUCCUUUUUUGGGUUUAUUUUGCCCAGAAAAAGGUACCCGGACUGUCCGUAACUCUUUGUUUUUAUUGUCUCGUAUUGUCCUAAUCCUAAUUGUCCAAAUUUUUAUUACUCUAAUUAUAUUAGUAUUUUUAUAACCAUUUUAUUACUAUUAAACUUUUGAAAUUUUAAAAACAAGUGAUUGGCAUUUUUCACAAUUAUGGUAGCAGAAGAUGGUUACCAUCACCUUGCUGCCAGUGCUUCAGGAGAGUCAGGGUGAGUAAGGAGUGCCCUGACUGAUUUGACAGCCUCUCUCUGUUCCUUCUAGUGUGACCAACAGAUGCUGAUGGAAAUGGUAAUUCCCCCUCUCCCCUGUACAAUUCACAGGCUAAGAUCAGAAUAUAAGAACACUGGCUAAAACAAUCCUGAUCCUUCUGUCUGAAGUAUUCCUUCGCAAGGAGAUGUCGGCAGCGUCUCAGGGUUUAUUCAGGCAGUGCUUGAAACCAGUGAUGUAAGCUUUGCCUUAUUUCAUAAUUAGGUGUUAUUCUUUGUACAUUCCUUGGAUCAUUUGGGUUUUCCCAAACCAUCACUACUGAGCCAGCCCACUCCUGAGACCCUGCCGCUUGUAUGAGAGCCGCUAAACACUUUCUAGCCUUGAUAACCCUUAGUUAACAUAGCUUCUUUUUCUCUUCAAGGAGGGUCUGUUCUGUUAAACCUUCUCCGGAGCCCAUUUCGGCAUUGAACAACCUCCUAACAACCAUGUGUUAAGACACUUCCCUGCUCUUCAUGCAGAAACUGCAUUCAUACUCUUGUCCUCCUCCAGCACCAAGACAUCCACAUUCUAAUAUCCCAGAGUCUGCUAAACACCCCUCCCCCUUCUUCAACUUCUCUCUUUCUUCUCUUCUUACUUUCUUUCCUUUUCACUAUAUUUUUCGCUUUUCUUUGAUUCAACACACCUCGGACUGUACGAGGUGUACACACAAUUAGUUUACUUCCAAAAGUAAGCUUACAACUUUCUUUUACUUGGAUUGCAGUAGCUGUUAUAGCUUGAAUACAUACUGGCUAGCCGUGGCUUACUGGGUUCAACAUCUUUGAUAAAUAAGCUACUGGUCUCUACUCUUCCCUACUAUUUGGCCAAUCCUAGGGAAUCACUGAAGGAGUGGGUAACCCUGGCUGGAAGGCACCCAUAGGUUCCAUCACCCAAUUUUCUGCACUGAGAUCUUGCAGUAGUUGCCACUUCCCUGAUUUUUUUUGGUAUCACUAAUGUGGGGGUGUUCCACGGAGAUGUGGAUGGCACAAUAUGUCUCAAUUAAAUUGUUCAUCAACAAGCUUUUUAGCUUGUGUCAAUUUUUCCCCUUUCAAGGGCCACUGAUCAACCCAAACAGGUGUAUCUGUUUUCCACCUCAAUUUGAGCAGAGAAUUUAUAUCAGUGACCCAUUUGCUAAAUUUGCUGCAUUCAUAGCAAGAUUAACAUUCCAUUGAGAAAUUCAAUCACAACCCCACAGUGUAAAUUAAGAAAGUAAAACAAAUAGUUUUAAAGUUGCUCAGUGUCCGUUUGGCCCUAUGACUGUAAGAAUAAGCGCACUUCAUCUAGGGGCUUGAUACCCCCCAAUGCCUUCCACUAAGGCAUCAGCUGUUUUAAGAGGCCACCGUGAUGGAAACAUUUGCAUAGGUGUCAAGUAAACCUGUAAAAAUGUGUCACUUAACUGUAAAGUUAGUAAGGGCUUUUCACUUGUAAUUAGUUGGAGCCAGUGAACGUUUACAACAUUGGUGCUGUUGAACCCACCAGUUCCUCUGACUGCAUCUUUCAUUGCCAGGACGAAAAAGAAAGCAAAAGCAACUGUGAAAUUUUUUUGGGUUUUGAGAUAAAACAAGGUUGUGGGAACUCAGCACAUCACUCCGGAUGUCCAGAGCUACCGAGAGAACCCUUGGGGGGGCUCAGAGGUCUUGGAAUGUUGCCAAAAGCACUUAGUGGCUUGAUUUUGAUCCUUCUAGGGAUGUUCCACCUGUGUAUGAGGAAAUGAGACCUGUGUAUAAGGAGAUGAGAAUCACUUGGGUUUGAAUGGUGCAGGAAUGAUAUAUUUACAGUGUGAAAUAUAGGGUUUAGGAUUUUGGUACAGGGGGGUUAUGGAGACAAGAUGGAGGGAACAGGGUGUGUCACAAGGUUCUUCUUUCUUCUUCUUGUCAUCCAUCUUCUGUGUGAUGUUGGCACUUGUGGAUUGGUCUAUGGCUAAGGUGCACUCGGUAAUAAGGGUGAUAGGUAUUGGGAAUGAAAGGUAAAUAUGAUGUACGUAGUUUUUACUAUAAAAAGAUGCG
Haemorhous mexicanus (house finch) is the source of this 7744-nucleotide messenger RNA. RefSeq lists its product as uncharacterized. Gene Ontology annotation, biological process: DNA integration. The transcript has 3 exons. The record is from RefSeq and is a predicted model, not a curated record. Bases 3 to 2654 code for a protein of 883 amino acids. NCBI's taxonomy places the organism in Eukaryota, Metazoa, Chordata, Aves, Passeriformes, Fringillidae. Gene Ontology annotation, molecular function: RNA-DNA hybrid ribonuclease activity; nucleic acid binding.